CGCCAGGGGCGGGGUGGUGCGGGCCGGCCAGGCGGCCGGGCUAUGCACCUGCGCCUCCGCGGGCCGCCCGGGGCACUGUCCGCGGCCCGCUCGGCCCCGCAAUGGCCAGGCCACAGAGAACGCCGGCGCGCAGUCCCGACAGCAUCGUGGAGGUGAAGAGCAAAUUUGACGCCGAGUUCCGACGCUUCGCACUGCCCCGUGCUUCGGUGAGCGGCUUCCAAGAGUUCUCGAGAUUACUGCGUGCAGUGCAUCAGAUCCCUGGCCUGGAUGUGCUGCUUGGCUAUACAGAUGCUCACGGCGACCUACUGCCCCUUACCAACGAUGACAGCCUACACAGGGCCCUGGCCAGCGUGCCCCCGCCACUGCGCCUGCUAGUGCAGAAGCGGGAAGCUGACUCCAGCAGCCUGGUCUUUGCCUCCAACUCACUGCAGCGGCGUAAGAAAGGUCUUCUACUUCGGCCAGUGGCACCUCUGCGAACCCGGCCACCCCUCCUAAUCAGCCUGCCCCAAGACUUCCGCCAGGUUUCUUCAGUCAUAGAUGUGGAUCUACUGCCUGAAACCCACCGACGGGUGCGGCUGCACAAGCAUGGUUCCGACCGUCCCCUAGGUUUCUACAUCCGAGAUGGCAUGAGCGUGCGUGUCGCUCCCCAGGGCCUGGAACGGGUCCCAGGCAUCUUCAUCUCUCGCCUAGUACGAGGGGGCCUGGCUGAGAGUACAGGGCUACUGGCAGUCAGUGAUGAAAUCCUUGAAGUCAAUGGCAUUGAGGUGGCUGGGAAGACCUUGGACCAAGUGACAGACAUGAUGGUCGCCAACAGCCACAACCUCAUUGUCACUGUCAAGCCAGCCAAUCAGCGCAAUAAUGUGGUGCGCGGGGCAUCUGGUCAUCUGAGAGGGCCUUCCUCUGCUGGGCUUGGGGCUGCCGAGCCUGACAGUGAUGAUGACAGUAGUGAUCUGUCCAUUGGGAACCGCCAGCCUCCCUGUCCCAAUGGGCUGUCUCGGGGGCCUCCAUGCUGGGACCUGCCCGCAGAUCGCCUACUUCCCAGUGCCUGCGGCUCUCUGCCAUCCCUAGAUGAUCAGGAGCAAGCCAGCUCUGGCUGGGGAAGUAGCACACGAGGAGAUGGUAGUGGCUUCAGCCUCUGACACGCAUGGAAGCAGCCCCUUGCCACUCCAGAGGACUUCCCCAGUGGGGUUUUAGCUUGCUCACAGGGCCCUCUCAGUCUGGG
Molecule: messenger RNA, 1222 nt
Organism: Phyllostomus hastatus (greater spear-nosed bat)
Lineage: Eukaryota; Metazoa; Chordata; Mammalia; Chiroptera; Phyllostomidae
Gene: PARD6A
Product: par-6 family cell polarity regulator alpha
Exons: 3
Coding region: 102-1139 (345 amino acids)
Biological process (GO): centrosome cycle; regulation of cellular localization; establishment or maintenance of cell polarity
Cellular component (GO): apical plasma membrane; cell cortex; nucleus
Molecular function (GO): protein kinase C binding
Source: RefSeq, a predicted model, not a curated record